Boleophthalmus pectinirostris (great blue-spotted mudskipper) is the source of this 1249-nucleotide messenger RNA. RefSeq names its product serine/threonine/tyrosine interacting protein (gene styx). The record is from RefSeq and is a predicted model, not a curated record. Gene Ontology annotation, molecular function: protein tyrosine/serine/threonine phosphatase activity; F-box domain binding. The transcript has 11 exons. Gene Ontology annotation, cellular component: cytoplasm; nucleoplasm. NCBI's taxonomy places the organism in Eukaryota, Metazoa, Chordata, Actinopteri, Gobiiformes, Gobiidae. Gene Ontology annotation, biological process: regulation of ERK1 and ERK2 cascade; negative regulation of SCF-dependent proteasomal ubiquitin-dependent catabolic process; negative regulation of protein binding. The coding region runs from base 140 to 811 and encodes 223 amino acids.
ACAGAGCUGACAGGGGCAGCAUGGCGGACGUACAUGUGCAUCCGCAAAACAAACUGCACCAAACGAUGAGCUAACAGGGGCAGGCUAAACGUUGCAUCCGUGAAAAGUUGGCUCGACCGUGUUUGGAUAUACUGCAGGAAUGGACGGUGAAAGCAAACUCCAGUUCCCGACUCUGCCUGUGACCGAGGAGGAGCUUCUGGACUGGGCUUACCCAAUGAGACGAGAAAUGCAGGAGAUUUUACCAGGACUAUUUUUGGGUCCCUACUCUGCUGCAAUGAAGAGCAAGCUUCCAAUUCUGGAAAGACACUGUAUAACACACAUCGUGUGCGUGCGUCAAGAUAUUGAGGCAAACUUUAUCAAACCUAAUUUUCCACAUACGUUUAGAUACCUGGUGUUAGACAUUGCAGACAAACCAGUGGAGAAUAUAAUACGAUUUUUCCCCAUGACUAAAGAAUUUAUUGAUAACUGUUUAGCAUCUGGAGGAAAGGUUCUGGUUCAUGGAAAUGCGGGGAUAUCAAGAAGUGCUGCCUUAGUGAUUGCAUACCUUAUGGAAACUUUUGGAAUGAAAUACAGGGAUGCAUUUAGUCAUGUUCAGGACAGGAGGUUCUGCAUCAACCCCAAUGUGGGCUUUGUGCAUCAACUACAGGAAUAUGAAGCUAUUUACUUGGCCAAAUUGACUAUUAAAAUGAUGUCACCAGUGCAGCUGGGCAGAUCUUUCUUGCAAGCUGGAGGACCAGGGAGUCGUAAACGCAGUCUGGAGGAAGAUGAGGACUUUGGAACAAUGCAGGUUACAGCUGCACAGAAUGGAUAAGAUUGGCUUACAUGCAGCGUACUGCACUCAUUUUUACAUUUUUAAUGGGAUUAAAAAUGUAGAUAUUUGAACUCUUUUUGUACAGGGGAGGGAUGGGGAUGAUGGCUCAUGUCUGAGACAUGGGUUUUUGCAGGGAAUUUGUUUUUUUUUUUCUCAUUGUAUGCACUGACAGGUGAUAUUUUGCAGUUUUAUAGUAUUUAAAGCAUUUUGCAUUUGCAGCGGGACAGUAUUGCAAUAAUGCACUUUCAAUACUUGAAUUAGUGUAGAUCUCCAGAAAAGGGCCGUUGGCUAAACUAAACAAGGCCAUGGAUGUUAGAGUGGAGUAGCUAUUGCCUUUUAUUGGAAGUAUAGGACUAUGGAGUAUGGACUAAUAUCAGGCUUAAUAAAUGGUAAGAAAUGGAAAAUAACUUGCUGCUUAAUAAAACAAGUCUGACUCAA